GUGGGUCCUGGGGGAGGUGCGUGCGUCGGGGCGGGCGGGGCCUGCCGGGAGCCGCUUCUUCGGGUGACUGCAGAGCCCCCCCACCCCGAGAUGCGGCACCCGCUCUGUGGCACGGACCAGCCGUCAUACCGCGGGAGGCACCUGGGAGCGGCCGAGGGUUGCUGAACCUCCAGGAGACCAAGAGUUCAGAUAGGGCAAGGGCCUGUCCCUAGUCCUCUGCACCCAGCUCCUGCCCUGGCCUGAGUUGGAUCCCCAUGCUGCCCACCUGUCCACUACCACAGUCUGCACAUCUCCAUCAUGACACCCCUACUUGCUGUGUUCCUGGUGGCUCUGGUGGGCCUGCCUGUGGCCCAGGCUCUGGAGUGCCACGUGUGUGCCUACAAUGGAGAAAACUGCUUCAACCCUAUGCGCUGCCCGGCCAUGGCCACCUACUGUAUGACCACACGUACUUACUUCACCCCAUACCGGAUGAAAGUGAGGAAGUCAUGUGUGCCCAAGUGCUUUGAGACUGUGUACGAUGGCUACUCCAAGCAUGCGUCUGCCACCUCCUGCUGCCAGUACUACCUCUGCAACAGGGCUGGAUUUACUGCCCCAGUGACCCUGGGCCUCAUCCCCGUACUCCUGACCACCUUCUGGGGCUUGCUGUAAAGUUCUGGUUCUCCCCAAAAGACCCACACACUAUAAAAUUCUCAAGAAACACAAUUGUACCCUCUCCACCACACACCCCACCCAACUCUCUGCCCUCUGAGACGCCUAAGCCACACCAGGGCCCAGGACUAUCCACAGGAGGACUGCUGACCACCGGAAUCUUCACUCCAAAGUCAUGACCUUUCCUUCAGAAGGCUGUGUGGAUCUGGACCUCUCAAAGAUGCUUGGUCGUAGUAGCAGGCUGGGGUCUGGAAUUUGGGAGAAUGUUCUAUAUUGGGAGGAGGGUAGGUCAGUCAGCCAGCAAACACUGAUUGGAUGGAAGCAGUGGCAGAACUCUACCUUUUAGCAGUAAGACCCUGCUUCAGUCUGCCCAGUAGAGGAUAGGUCUUCUGGAGAGGAGGACAGAUCAUAGCUGGCUAGAAGUAGAACUAGACCCAGCAGAGCUGUCUCCUACUGAGUCCAGCUGGUUCCCAGGGCACAUGUGGGAUGGAAGCCCUUUGAAACUGUCAGCUGUCCCAGGAACCCUGCCAAGCUGGUGUCAGGAUGGCCCAUGGGCAAGAAUAGGGGUGGCUUCACUUCCCUGGGCUUACCCUAAGGCCCUUCUAGCCCUAUAAGCUACCUGGGGUCCAAGGAGGGACCUGCUUGCUCAGCCUGACCUCUUGACCUCCACCACCUCCCCUCUUCCCUACCCUGGCUACUGGACCUUGAGCUAGCAGGGACCAAGGGACACGGGGCAGGUGGUUGAUGCUAUAUUUGGUCUGGCCUGUACCCUGGUCAGGGCUGUUCUGGACAUGGCAGGAAGGGGGUGAGACAGGGCCCCGGAGCAAGCUGGUCAAAUGACUGGGACAGUGGUGUAGAGUUCAGUCAGCUGCCCAGGUCAUACAGGCAGCUCCUGCACCCCCCAAUCCCUCAGUGAAUCUUGGGGAGACAAAAGCACAGUCAGCUCAAGUCCUUGUAGCUGCCUAUAUACUGAGGGCUUGAAGUCUGCUGUGGCCGAAGCUUGUGGGUCUCAGGACCCCCAAGAACUUCUACUCCAGCCCAUAUUUGAGAGGCACAGAUCUGCCUCCAUGCUUGUAUGGUUAAAGUAGGGAGCCUUAUUAUGUUUCUCCCUGAUCAGUACCCCAGCUCAGGUACCCACUGAGCAGAUCCGUCAAGCUGACCCAGCCCAGGGGAUCAGGAUGCUGUCCAUAUGCUGGACUUCCUCAUGACCAGGUAGGAGAGUUCUGCUGGUCACUACAUCUUGAGUGCUUUGCUCAGAUCACCCAAUAGUGGGAGCUCAGGCCACAGGAGCCCAUCCUGGAGACCCUUUCCUGGUCUUAGGCAGGCCUGGGUUCUGCUCCUGAGACUGGAGGUGGUUUUCUGCCUCAGUUUCUUCCGCUGGGGGAUGGGAAGGUGGAAUCCUGCUGAUGAGCUCAGGAAUAGAGACAGGAUGGCUGUAUGGGAAGUGGUCCAGGGAUGGGACAUUGACUGACUAGAGGGAGAAUGGGUCUCAGGGCAAGCCAGGAGGUGAGAGAGAGAGGUGUACACGGUACAGGGGCCCUUGGGCACACAUAUGCACAUGCACACACAGUGGCUAUGAAACCCAGAAAGUAGCACUGGCUGUUGUCUUCCCCUGAGGCCCAGGUGGGUAUGAGCUCUCCCAGGAGACUGGGAGGAGGCUGGGGUUGCCCCUGAGCUCCCUACCAGCAAGUGGCCAGCACUGGGACUGACCCAUGCAAGCCUCAGGGUACUGGCAGGGAGGAAUCAGAGGUGGGUCCCUGACUCAGUGGGAGAGGCCUGGGAAGCUGUCAUUACCCUACUUGUGCAAGCCCAUUGUCCCCAGACAAGUGGCAUCCUGGACCAGAGCAGGGAAGAGCCCUGAAUUCGGAUCCUCCGUUUCACCACAAAGGGAAGAGGCCUGAUCACCUGCGCUCUGAAGCGAAGAAGCUAAGAGUGUCCAGUGUCAGGGCUUCUCUCACCUCCCCUGAAACCAUCCAAGCCCCAUAGAGGCCACAGGGCCCCCAGCCCAGGACCACAUUGCCACUUACCCUUACAGGCAGUAUUGUGUUUGGCUAGCCUGCCCUUGGUGCUUAGCACAGAACACCCCAGAAGGUGCCAGUGGGAGGUGCAGACUAGGGGAGCAGGAUUAUAGUGCCAGUUGGCCUGUCCUGAUCCUGUCUGGAGCGGUGUGGUGAAGAUCUAUCUGUCCCGUGCUACUACAGAAGGACUUGUGCUACUUUGACGGGUAAGGAAACUGAGGCACAGAGAGCUGAGGCACUUAGUUUUCUCAUGUCAGCCGACCUCCCCAUCCACCUACCACCAACCCCUGUCAGGAGCCCCUCGACAUGGAUGGUGUCCAGGGUGACUGGCAGUGCCUGUCUCUGGAGUCUUGAUCUGGAAGCAGCUUGAAGGUCUCUCCAGAGGGGCUGCUCAAUGGGACUGUGGUGCCAUAGAGUGUUAUGUACCUCUGUGGGAUGCAAUGAAACCAGACUGUGCUUCGGAGAGCCAGAGCAGGACGUCUGCUCUUGCCCCCCGUGAAAUGGAGUGAGGACAGUCACACGGGUCACACUCUGCCACUGUGCCUGUGGCUUCUUCCCCAGAUUUGGGGAAGGAGAGGCAGAUCACCCACUUCUUCAUCUCCCUUUGCAGUGUGUGUUGGAGCAAGCAUCGAGUUCGUCCGAAUUCAGAAAUUCUAGAAAGACAGAAGCAGAGCCACCCCUCGCUCCCGUGCUUGUUUCUUUCCUGGGCGAGCACCGUGGGGUCCUGCAGUGCUGCGUGCCCUGAACUCUUCAGGCGUAGGUUAAACUGCACAUGGUGCUGCGUGCCCUGAACUCUUCAGGCGUAGGUUAAACUGCACAUUGGUGACACAGCAAUGAUAGUACCCACUCAGCUGACCCUGGGGGCCAGUGUGGGGCCUGUACAGCGGAGGCCGAGAGUAUGCAUGGCUGCAUGAUGUCUGACACCCCCCCUUGCCGGUCGUGUCUGCCAUUAACUGUUAACCUUAAGCUCUCACCCAGCCCACUCCCUGCCAAUACCAUGUACCCACACUUCAGAGGGGUUCUAUGGAUGUCAGUGUCCCACUGAAUGAAUAAACAAAUGAAGGACAUGUCUA
Nannospalax galili (Upper Galilee mountains blind mole rat) is the source of this 3739-nucleotide messenger RNA. It is a transcript of the gene Lynx1, whose product is annotated as Ly6/neurotoxin 1. The record is from RefSeq and is a predicted model, not a curated record. The transcript has 4 exons. Lineage: Eukaryota; Metazoa; Chordata; Mammalia; Rodentia; Spalacidae. The coding region runs from base 298 to 648 and encodes 116 amino acids.